Molecule: messenger RNA, 2558 nt
Organism: Leptomonas pyrrhocoris
Lineage: Eukaryota; Euglenozoa; Kinetoplastea; Trypanosomatida; Trypanosomatidae
Product: putative DNA ligase
Exons: 1
Coding region: 288-2558 (756 amino acids)
Source: RefSeq, a predicted model, not a curated record
AGAAUUCGUGGAGGGGAAAAGAAAGACAAAUAUAUAUAUAUAGUGUGUGUGUGAAGCGCAGCGCGGCACACGUUCAUAGAUUACGCAUCAUCUCCCAUAGAGAGCGGCGAGGAAGGAAAAAUCUACCCGCAGAAUACGACGUCCUUCUGCGAGUUCCGCGUGACGCCCGCAUUCCAUAGAACCCGCGUGCAGCAUCUUAACAACCACGGCACAAAACGCCAACAAACAAAAAGUGAGCUUUCACACUUUGAAUACUGUGGUUGGCGAGGUACCGGCCAUCCCCACUGAUGUUCCGUCGCUGCCGAUUCGCGUUGCACUCGCUGCCGUUUGUGCCGAUGGCCCUCAGCACACUCGACACCUUGCAGCAACGCCUCGAAGCCGCGCACUUAGGCACCGCCCCUGCCACCACAAAAACGUCGUUUUCCAUUGGCGGCACCAAUAAAGCGGAUCAGCUACAGUGGUUCAGCCCGCAGAGCCCCUCACCGUUCUUUGUUUCACCGAAGCACGACGGCGUACGCCUCAUCUCCUACGUGCCACCGCGCACGACAACAGCAUCGCCUUCCGACACAGUCGUGAAGUCUCGCUCCACGAAGCAAAAAAAUGCAAGGCGUCUUGCCGCAAUGUCAAGCAGCGAGGCAGGAAAGGCGAGGGAGCCACCUAUGACGUGCUACUCCCGCUACGGACGUCCCAUCUACGGUCUCUUCUGGAUCGAGGAAGAGCUGCAGCUGCUGCGUGCCCUCUGCGGCGACCCGACGCUCAUUGUGGACGGCGAGCUGUACCUCCACCAGAGCCUCAUGGACGCCGCGUCGGACACCUCGUGUAGCGCACACACCGUAGGAACUCACGACUCUGCACGUCUCUCACGUGCCGCAGAGACGAAGCCGCGCACCAAGAAGGUUCCCCUGUCUGCUCUUUCGAGUGAAGGCGACCCCACGAUCAACGCAGCCCGCACAACCUCCUCUGCUGAGCCGUUUAAAACCGGUUUCCUCGCCGUCUCCGCCCUCGUCCAUCGUCUGCGCGGUCCCAGUUUGCAAAGCGCCACCGAGAAGGACAUCCUACAGUACGUCCCUGCGCUGCCCCACCUGUGCGUAUUUGAUAUCCCGUCCUAUAGCCCGUCACCCAACCCCUUGAGCGAGCUGUCGAUGUCCUCCGCCUCUGCCUGGCCGUCGCUACUGCUUUCCGGUUCAUUAAACCCUCGCGCGAGUUUAAAGGAACGGCGUGCAGUCACGGCGGAGCUGCAGCGAGUGCGCCGGGCGGCCAUGGAACACCUACACAUCCGCGACGUGGAGCAGCUGCGUGUCGUGCCCAACGCCACGCCGUUCUCGCAGCGGCUGCGCGCCAUGAACUUCCUCUUUGAGCUGCUGACGAUCGCAACGGCGUCGCCGGUGCUGCAACGUCACUUCUGCCCCUCGCAAACCAGGCGGGAGGGCAACACAACGGCAGCGCCGGCUGCGGCGACAGACGCCGUGACCUACCACGGCGGUCACCACGUGUGUCGCAUCCCCUACCAACUCGUCACCUCCCUCGCGGAGACCACGCAGCGCCUCCUGCCCGCUUACGUCCGCCACAACUACGAGGGGGCGGUGAUACGCAGCCCACUGAACACCUACAACUUCAAGGAGAAGCGGAAGGGCACGAUUGCGGCUCUGCUGGCACCCCUCCUGCGGGCCGCCCCGCGCGAGCACAAAAACGGUCGUGCGCGAGCAAACCGUAGCAAGCGCGGUCGCGCUGCCCUUCUCCUCUCUCUUGCCGGCGAAAGCGGUGCAUCGAGCGGUGGAACGCUGAUGGUCCGCGCGUACUCUCACGGUGUCCCCUCCGUCGAGCCUCUCUCCCCCAUUGCCCCCUCCGCUGCAGCUCUCAGCGAUGCGGAGCGAGAAGCGCUCGACGUCGUGGAGGCUGGACAGCGAGCGGUGCAACGGGACAAGCUGCUGCCAAGGCGCUCCGAGACCGCCGUGAAGGUGCUCGCCUACCACGAUCGCGAGUACGCCAUCCUUCGCCCCCUGCUGAAGGAGCCGUCGAAGAACCCAAACACGCGCGUGCUCGUGUCGAUCCCGCGGUCGUCCGUGAGCGCCCUCGGCUAUCCAAUCAAGCCAGACACCGACACCGAAGGCGGGGAAGGCGAGGUGGGCGGCAGCAGGGGUAAAGCCCCUAAAGCACCGACAGCCAAGAAAAAGCUGUCGAAAGUGGCAGGGCCAUCUCCUCCCGCCGCCGCCUCUUCGGAGGGCAGUCCCGUGGUCGUCUUUUACGGUCUGCAGUGCUUAGCAGAGAAUGGGCUCGUCUUCAACGUCUCCAUGCCGAAGCUCACUCUCACCCAGCAAAGGGCGCUUCUGGACCACCUCCUCGCCGCCGGUAAGCGCUCCGCCGCUGCGGGACGUGGGGCGAAGGAUACGAAUGCGGCUGCGCAGAAGAGCAGGGCGAAGAAAACAUCGAAGGGACGGCAGAUGGCGUCGCUGACAGGGCUGUACGCGACGGUGAAGUUCAGCACCCUGACGGAGCACGGUCUUCCGCGCUUCGGAACCGUCAAGGCCAUCCGCGGAGGCAAAGGCUGGUUUAUGUAG